ACACCCACACCAUUAAUUAUGUUGUUGGGGAACACCCACACCAUUCAUUAUGCUGUUGGGGAACACCCACACCAUUAAUUAUGUUGUUGGGGAACACCCACACCAUUCCAACACAGAAAAGCUGCUUUUUAACAUGUUUAAUUUAACAUUUUGGAAGGAAAACUAUUAAACUCUUACUGUCAUUAAUCAUAGGUCGUAGGACAGUUAGGUUUUUUUAAAAGAUAGUUCGACACACACACAUGGGGGAUACGCACAACACUAUCUUUUAUUGAUUUAUUUCUGUUUACCCAAAAAAAGGUUUUUAUGUAUUGCAACAACAAUACCAAUAUUACACAUCAAUACAGGGACAUUCAUGUGAAUACAAUGAACAAAAAUGAAAUAAUGGAACACCAGGCGACCAGGCAAUGAAACAUUAUUAACAGACAUUCAGAGACAUAGCUUCUAAUCAUUUUUUCCAACUUUUUAAGUUUCACACAUUUGAGGGAUUUAUAAAAUUGCAAUAGUUCAAUGAAAAAAAACUACAAAAUAAGGAUUUUAAAAAAUAUAUAUAUUUGGCAAAAAGAAUAAUAAUGUUAAUAAAAUAGUUAUGAUCAGAAUUACAAGGAUAAGCAUAAUGUCAUUUUGGAGAUUUUAUACACAACCAUUCAUGAAUUUCAAUCUAUAGUUUACUAGAAUGAUAGCAAAUAAAUGAAAUGAAAAAAAUGGGGGAAAAGAUUAAAUGAAAAAAAUAAAUGCUCUCUAGAUUCUGAAUCAGAAGAACAAAAAAUAAUGAGUUUUGUCAAAAUGUAAUCUUUUAUGCAAGAAAUCAUUAACAGGGUAGGUGGAAGUAUAUAUUUAAAAAUGAGUUUCUUUAACUUUUGGGAUAACUGGACAAGUAAGGUAAAAGGUAGUCACUUUUGAUCAUAGCAUGUGUUGAUCACUUCCGUAUUAAUAUAUUUCAUUAUAAUCACCAAAAAUGACUUCAUUAACUGCCAAUCGUAUCCACUUAUUGUUGCAUUUUUAUCCAAAAGAUUCAACUCAUGAAUUUGUAAACUUGGAAAAGGGGGAACAACCUCAUAAUAUAACCAAGUGUUUUUAAUAAGUCUAUUACAUUUUUCUUCCGUCGAAGGAGAGUCGGACCAAAAUGCAGCGUGGUUAGUUCGAUACAUCUUUAAUGAAGAAAAAAACACAAAUAAUACAAAAACAACAAACGGAAAUGUGAAAACCUAUACAGCCUAUCUGGUGACAACUAACACAGAGACAGGAACAAUCACCCACGAAACACUCAAAGAAUAUGGCUGCCUAAAUAUGGUUCCCAAUCAGAGACAACGAAAAUCACCUGCCUCUGAUUAAGAGCCGCCUCAGGCAACCAUAGACUUUCCUAGACAACCCUACUCAGCCACAAGCUCAAUACCCACUAAAACCCCAAUACAAAAACACACCACAAAAUAAACCCAUGUCACACCCUGGCCUGACCAAAUAAAUAAAGAAAACACAAAAUACUAAGACCAAGGCGUGACAAAGUCAAAGUAAAGGAAGUGGAAUUGCUUUGCAAACCUUAAUAUAUAUUUACCAAAAAUACAGAUCCCUUGUAACUUCUCAGACUCAAAAUACUGCUAGUAAAUCUGUGCCUAAAAUAAAUAAAAGAGGGGAGAUUGGACAACCCUGUCUAAUUCCUCUAGGAAUAGAGAAACAAGGGGAUGUGCCAUUACUCAUAGCCACAGAACUGCUAAUAUCAUUAUAUAUAAUAUAUUAUCACUUUACAGAAAUUCUCCCCAAACCCAAAAGAGUGUUCUAAAGCGUCAAAAGCCUAAAAAAUAAAUUAAAAAAACAAUAUAAAGCCGUCAACUUCUUUGAACUCACUGUAAUCUAAUAUCUAAAACUCCUUCCUUUAAUGAAGGCUGAUUGAGUUUCACUGAUUAUAUACAGUUGAAGUCAAAAGUUUACAUACACUUAGGUUGGAGUCAUUAAAACUCGUUAUUCAACCACUCCACAAAUUUCUUGUUAACAAACUAUAGUUUUGGCAAAACUUUUUUUCUUCCAACAAUUGUUUACAGACAGAUUAUUUCACUUAUAAUUGACUGUAUCAAAAUUCCAGUGGGUCAGAAGUUUACAUACACUAAUUUGACAGUGCCUUUAAACAGCUUGUAACAUGCCUGAAAAUGAUGUCAUGGCGUUAGAAGCUUCUGAUAGGCUUAUUGAUAUUAUUUGAGUCGAUUGGAGAUGUACCUGUGGAUGUAUUUCAAGGCCUACCUUCAAACUCAAUGCCUCUUACUUGGCAUCAUGGGAAAAUCAAAAGAAAUCAGCCAAAACCUCAGAAAAAUAUUUCUAGACCUCCACAAGUCUGGUUCAUCCUUGGGAGCAAUUUCACAGAUGAACGUGGUACACGUGGUACACGUUCAUCUGUACAAACAAUAGUAUGCAAGUAUAAACACCAUGGGACCACGCAGCCGUCAUACCGCUCAGGAAGGAGGCACAUUCUGUCUCCUAGAGAUGAACACACUUUGGUGUGUGCAAAAAGUGCAAAUCAAUCCCAGAACAACAGCAAAGGACAUUGUGAAGAUGCUGGAGGAAACAGGUACAAAAGUAUCUAUAUCCACAGUAAAAACUAGUCCUAUAUCGACAUAACCUGAAAGGCCGCUCAGCAAGGAAGAAGCCACUGCUCCAAAACUGCCAUAAAAAAAGCCACACUACGUUUUGCAACUGCACAUGGGGACAAAGAUCGUACUUUUUGGAGAAAUGUCCUCUGGUCUGAAAAAGUGUGUGCGAGCAAGGUGGCCUACAAACCUGACUCAGUUACACCAGCUCUGUUAGGAGGAAUGUGUCAAAAUUAAUCAAACUUAUUGUGGGAGACCCGAAACGUUUGAACAAAGUUAAUCAAUUUAAAGGCAAUGCUACCAAAUCCUAAUUGAGUGUAUGUAAACUUCUGACCCACUGGGAAUGUGAUGAAAGAAAUAAAAGCUGAAAUAAAUCAUUUUCUCUACUAUUAUUCUGAUAUUUCACAUUCUUAAAAUAAAGUGGUGAUCCUAACUGACCUAAGACAGGGAAUUUUUACUAGAAUUAAAUGUCAGGAAUUGUGAGUUUAAAUGUAUUUGGCUAAGGUGUAUGUAAACUUCCGACUUCAACUGUAUAUCAUCAAGGCCUUUUUUCAGCCUAUUGGCAUAGACAUGGGCUAGUAACUUAUAGUCAGUUGCCAACAACGUGAUUGGUCUCCAAUUGUCCAGGUAAAGAGAGCCCUUCAUUGGUUUGGGUAUAAUAACUAUUAGUUCUUGUCUCAAAGAAGAUGGUAAGAUAGCAUUAGCAAAACCCUCUUUGUAAACCGAAAGCAAUAACUAUCUAAUAUCAAGCCAAAAAUGUUGAUAGAAUUCAGGAGUCAGGCCAUCUGGUCCAGGAGAUUUACCUUUGGGCAUUUGUUUAAUGGCUUGGUCCAACUCAGUAAUAUAUAUCAGAAUCACUGCGUUUCUUAAACCUUACUUCUACAGGCCAACAUAGUUAUUAACUGAAUCAAAAAAGGAAUCUAAGUCGCUUUCUGAAAGAUGAGCUUGAUAUAGUGAACUGUAGAAAGAGUGUAUUUCCUUAUUAAUCACUUCAAGAUCAUCAGAUAUAGUGUAAUUUACAUACAUUGAUGUAAUACUAUUCCUAGUCUGCCUACUCUUCUCCAAAUUAAAGAAAUAAGAUGUGGGGGGGUUUCUCACCUGUUUCCAAUCGAUUUAGCCUUUGAACGGAUGAAGGUCCUGUGCCUUAUACAACACUCCUAUCAGUCUCUGUCCUUGAGCAAUGGGCGCUGACAGAUGAGUAGGUCCUCCUGGUAUUGAGCUGUUGCUGUCUCGUCCUCCCGUGGGGGGUUUGAACAAACAGUACGCGUCUCGGAGUCUGGCCCGUUAGAGAGCAGCGCUCCCCCUUUUCCACACCCCGCUCGCUGCACAGCCGCAGUCCACAGCAAUGCUCCUGUAAAGCCUCUGCCCCGCUUUCCCUGCUCUCCCUCUGUGCUUCAGUAAAGACCCAUCCACCCCCGGUGCAACAGUGCUGCAUCUUCCUCUGAUCGGGGCUCCGCACCUGCCGCCAUCGUUAUCAAUAGCCUAUAAUGGAAAUACAGCAAGGACGCACUUUUAUCUAGCCUUACGCCGCACCACGGAGUCCAGCAUCUACGGGUUGUGGCGAAGAAGAGGCUAUCGGGACCAUUUCCUCUUGUGGUGGGACAAUGAGUGACGCAUACAAAGCGUUGGUCACCUCCAGCUGGCUGACCCCUGACCCCACAGCCUGGUCCAGCAGCGGAGACGGAUUCACGGACAACGUCACCUACUCACCUUUGGACUCCUUUCCCCCGGUGCCCCCUCUCCUGGUCAACCCCUGGGACAUCUUGCUGUGCUCCUCAGGGACCCUCAUCGCCUGUGAGAAUGCCCUGGUGGUGCUGGUGAUCUGGCAGAACCCGUCUCUCCGAGCCCCCAUGUUCCUGCUGAUCGGCAGCCUGGCCCUGGCUGACCUCCUGGCUGGUCUGGGCCUGGUGCUCCACUUCACCUUGGCCUACCUGCUGAGGUCUGACUCAGCCCAGCUGCUGACUGUUGGUCUGGUGGUGGCCUCCUUCUCAGCCUCCGUCUUCAGCCUGCUGGCCAUCACCAUAGACCGUUACCUGUCACUCUACUACGCCCUGACCUACAACUCAGAGCGCACCGCCGCCUUCACCUACACCAUGCUGGUCCUCCUCUGGGGCCUGUCUCUCUGCCUGGGCCUACUUCCCAUCACGGGGGUGAACUGCCUGGCGGAGGAGUCGACAUGCAGCGUGGUGCGCCCGCUGACUAAGAACAACGUGGUGGUGCUGUCCGUAUCCUUCCUCCUGCUGUUCGGCCUCAUGCUGCAGCUGUACGUGCAGAUCUGUAAGAUCGUCAUGCACCACGCCCACCAGAUCGCCUUGCAGCAUCACUUCCUGUCCACCUCGCCCCACUACGUCACCACCAGGAAGGGCGUGUCCACACUGGCCAUCAUCCUGGGAACGUUCGCCGCCUGCUGGAUGCCCUUCACCGUCUACUCCCUCGUCGCCGACUACACGUACCCACCUCUCUACACCUACGCCACCCUGGUGCCCGCCACCUACAACUCAGUCAUCAACCCAGUGAUCUACGCCUUCAGGAACCAGGAGAUCCAGCAGGCUCUGUGGCUGGUCUGUUGUGGCUGUAUACCGGCCAGGGUGACCCACAGGGCACGGACCCCCAGCCACGUCUGACACAGACCCAGGCCCUGGGAGGGAAGGAGAGAGGUGCCCUGGGCAGAGGAAGGCAGGCAGGGCUCAUGCUGAGUCUACUGCAUGGCUCUGUGUCUCCAUGGCUGGGCUGUAUCCAGUGAAGGAUGGAGGCAGCAGCAGGAGAAGGGGAGUUGGAGGGAUAAGUAGAGGCAGAGACAUACAGUAUAUAUCUUUGAGUAUAGGGUGGAGGAUUUGGUACAAAAGUGUACUGUAUGCCUACUGUACCUCUGACCUUCUCUAUCUCGGUCUUCCCCGUUUAAAUAUAAAACAACAUCACAUGAUCUGACCGCUGCCACCAUAGGUGUACCAUCCCCCCUCCACACCUUCACCCCACCGUUGGGUUUACGUGCCACGAGGUGUUCUGCAGAUGACUGGGAAAGGAUGGUCGCAUGGCGCUGCAGCAAAUGUAGAUUACAUCGUUUUAGCCGCUUUUAAUGAUGCGCGCUUUUUUUCCUCCAUAAAAGGAUUGAGAGAUUAUUCUAGACUGUUUAAACUUGUCCCACAAGUUAAAAAGCUCGCGUGUGUGAAAAAAGGCAAUGUAUGUGUCCCAUGGACAGAGGGGGAGAGCGAGAGGAGUAGUGGAGGCAGUGAUGAGCAAAAGGGGGCGAUGAUCAAGAUGCAGACGUUUCCCUACAACGAAGCCGGGCUGCGGCUAGAGCAUCUCAUCUCGCUGCUGCACUCUGAACGUGCUUUGAAAGCUAAACAACCGCGAGAGGCUAAAAAUAGCCCCGGCGCUCUGUGAUCCGCGCGCCCUGCGUCCUCCGCAGACACCGAGUAAAGAAACCACGCCGAGGAGGAGGAGAGCGGGCGCUUAUCUUCCCUUCCAUCCAUCUUUCAAUCUCCAUCUCUCCCCAUUUCACGUGUGAGAAUGUAUUAUGAUGUUCUGUUUGCUCUACAUCCCGAGGUGACACCAGCCUCCAGAAGAUAAGUACCCUUAUUGCCCUACACCUUGCGCGUGCCAAAUGCCCUUAGAUUAUGAUUAGACCUAUGGGUUUGAUCUUUUUAUCUCCGUUUUAUCCAGUCGCUUCUUCAUUCAUAAACAGCCCAAUUCUCAUAACUAACUCAUUCUGUAUUUUAUGCGAGUUAAGUAGGCUGACUUUUCUUGAAAGUAGAGGAGAGUGAAAUGUUCCCUCUGCAGAUCAAGCAGACAGUUAGACCGGCUGGGAGCUGUUGAAACUGAAUGUAUUGUGGGAUCCUCGCUAUAUGAGCCAAGUUACAAUUACCACCAAGCAUGUUAACCAUAUUGGCACUAUGUGUGGGGUGUUUGCGUUUUACGCCAGAUACCCGGGUUUGCUUUCAGCUUCCUCUUUUUGGUACACUGUUGUCAGAAGUGGGAUGGCGGCCGUGGGGCCAUCGGACUACACAGCCCGAGGUGUAUGAAGCAUAGGACUUUAAUGAAUACAAUUUCCCUUGAUAUUGCAAACAGGUCUCAGACCAUUGUGUAUUAUUCUAUAUGUAAAUCCAAGAUACUCCAUUUUGUGUGAUAUGUUAUGAUUGGUUACAUAAGACAGCCUUAACUCAAGGACUGCAAGUUUGAUAUCAUCACUGACACCUUCAGCAUUUUAGCUAAUUGGCAACUUUUCAACUACUUACUACUUUUUAGCUCAUUUCCAACUACUUAGCAUGUUAGCUAACCCAUCACCUAAUCCUAACCAUAGCACUUUUAGUUAACCCUAACCUUAACCCUUUAACCUAACUCCUAAACUUAACCACUAUCCUAGCUAGAAUUAGGAACAUAUCAUACAUUUAGCAAAUUUGUGACAUAUUGUACAUUUGCAACUUCGUAACAUAUUGUACGUUUUCCAUCUUCGUAACAUAUUAUACGAAAUGGGGAUGGACAUCCACAAAGUAAUCGAGUGUUGAUUACCAAUCAUCUAUGUGAUAGACCAUGGUACAAUAAGUGUAUUUAUUUUAAAUGUUUUAAUCUUUGUAUAACAAGAAAGGAGGAGAGCAGUGACACGUCUUAUUCUUCCAGCUAUGGAUGUCUCCUGCCUCUUGGAUCCACUUCCUUACUGUGGCUGACAGAAGCCAGUCAACACCACCCCCUGAUUUAGAGCGGUUGGGAUAAAUACAGAAGACACCUUUCGGUUGAAGGAAUUCAGACUAGGUAUCACCUUCCCUUGACCAGCGGUGUGGACGUCAUGCUUGCUGCUUGCCUAGCGAGUACCAACAACUUCCUUCUGAUUCAGCUCAUAAUGAGGCUUGAACCCAGGACCUCUGCCUUGCUAGCACACGUGACUACCCUCCUUGACAACUGUUUGAGCUAUCGGAAAACAUCUAAGCCGAUAGCUCAAUUUCAAGAUAGCUGUGGAGUGAGCUGACGGGUACAUCCUUAAUACAUUCCCCCCUUCUAAACUCGCUUCAUAGCUAACAACCCGGCCUUGGAGCUGAGCCCAACUGCGGAUCACGGCACCACUGUUAUGGACCUCGUGCUGCUUGCCUAGCAAGUACCACUUCCUCCUGAUUCGGCUCACACCGGGGCGCAAACCCAAGACUUCUGCUUUGCUAGCACAUAUGACCGCCACCGUCUUUGACACCAUGCCAGCCAUUUGAGCUAUCAGAAUAUAUCUAAUUCGAUAGCACCAUCAGCGACAUUUCAAGCUAGCUGUGGAGUGAUCUUAUGGUUGUUCUUAAUGCUGUUACAGCAUCGCCCUUCACACAUUGCUUGUUGAUGAGGGUCAAUGGGCCCUAGGUCCUCAUUCUGCCCUGUCAUAUCAGCCAGCAGCAACAACUAAGUGUUAGUUACUUCAUGGACCAAUCGCAAUACUCUGUCAGCAAUAAGCAAUGAUGUGUAUAAGCCCUGGGUGACUAACAGGAGGUGUUGUAUUGAAGCCACCUCGCAGUCAUCUUGGUACUCCUCCAGUGUAAAACAUAUUUAGGAAGACAUAGAAAUGCAUUUAUUAAUGUCUACAUUAGUGUCUAAUAAGUUUAUUAUAUUACAGACACCUUCAUGCAUACUUUAAUAUAAACAUAAAAUAUUAAAAAAUCUUUAAAGUAUUUUUUUAUUACUCAUGUUACAGUCCCCUCUAUGACAAAACAAAUACUUAAAUGCAUGUAAUUUUGUCCUUGAAACAUGUAAUUGAAAGAAUUCUGUAGAAUUCCAUUAAUUUCUAUGGAGGACUGCUGCUACUGGGGAGGGCCAAUAUGGCCGACCGGUGGCUUCAAAGCCUCUCAAUGGCCAAUACAUAGCAUCCGCAAUCCAGGGUUUAUAAACAUCAUUGGCAAUAACAGCCUCUUCCCAGCAGCAUGACCACCUCCAGCAUGAUGAUAUACAAGGACAACGAACAACAGCCCUUAUCUACGAUGCCAAGCAGAGUCCUUAUACGACCAGGCCGAAAAGGACUCUGAACUUCCCCAAUACUUGUGCCGUGUGUGAUUUCUCCAAAUGGGAAAUUAGAUCUUGACUUGUGUGUUUUGUUUUUGAAAAUGUGAAUGGGACAGGAGACUGACUGCCACCGUCCAGUAUUCUGUCAUCACUCAUUACAAUGUCACUGCCUCCUUUGAUCUGAAUCUACUGCUGUAUUCUCUGGCUAUGGUCGUCUUCAAUAUCUUACACUGAAUGAAACCCGGACUCUGUGAGAAAAUAUCUCACCGGUUUUCAGUUGCAUCUGCCUUUGUGAACAUAUUAAGUGUCUGUGAUUAAGGAAAAUCUUUCUGUGCAUUUGAGUUGCAUGGCCUCUGAGUGUGUGCAUUUGAGUAUGAUGUGUGUGUGUGUGUUUGUGACCAGAAGCACAGACCUACUGUAUAGCUGUCUCCAUGGGGACAGUAGAUCUGAGGUUUUACUUUCUGCGUGACCUUUUCACCUCAGGGGAAAUGGCUGCCAUUAUUCCCAUCAUUCUGAGAGAAGUGGCCUCAUCACACACAUUCCACCAGAGGAAUGACGUAGAGAAGGAUAGUUCCUGAUAUGUUGAACUGAAUAGUGGAGGUAUGCAGCGGCUGACCCUGAGCAGUAGUGUGGCGUAAAGGCAAUGACGUCACGUGACUGAUGGAAUAAGAGCUCCUGUCAUAGAGCCUGGUAUCACAAGUUCUUGUGGCUCUUCACAGACCUACAAAGCCAAGAAGACAUGUCCUUUACCUUUGAUGAAUAAUCUAUUUUGUUAUAUUUAGUGAAAGUUUCUAUAUUUUUUUCUAGCGUUGACACGCCUGAAUUCUGAUUUAUCUAAAGUAUCUUGUAUUUUAAUGCGCUGUAGAGCCUCUUCUGAAUGUAUUGGUAAAUAUACAUUGUUCAUUUAAUGUGGCAGCCUGUUGACCAAUUAGAUUCUGUAGAUAUAGCAUCAUAUCUUUUUAUAGGGGUGUUAUGACAUCACGUAUGGUGCUACCUACGCCAGGGUCCAAGGGGGGCUCAGAUGCACCAAUUUUGAGUGACAUCACAUUUCACUCCCAAUUACUGUUUUCUAAAGCCUGUUUACAUUUCAAUCCCUAGCCCCUUCCCCCAAUCCCUCCCCCUUCUUUAGGCACAUCUGCAAAGUCUGGAGAGGUGAAAGCAGCAUGUCUUACACUUUACUUAGCCUAUUGGAGGGCUAGGUGGAGCUGUCGCAGUACUUUCACCUAUCAAAAAUCUUGAGGAUGUGCCGGACCAAUGAGCUAAGGGCUAGGGACAGAAAUGAAACCGUGCUUCCCUUAUUUUUUUAAUGUUCUCUCAUGUACAGUAAUGUCAAUCGUUCAAGGCUCUAGGUGAGCUUUCGUAGUUGGGAUAGGUGCAAACAAGGGCUUCACAUUCUUGAGUAGACAAAGAAACCACUGGUGUGUGGAUAUGGUACUUUACUGUUUGGAUAGCAUAUUUACUUCAUGUUCAAGUAUUGUGCAGUGUAAUCGCACAGAAAAGUGUCAUUUUGAUUGUACAGAGGAAUGAACUUUCAUGUGGUUGGAGGAGUUUCUAGUGUUACCGGUGGGGUUUCAAGAGCUGUAGGUGAAUUAUGUGGUUUGGUACUACGAUCCAGAGCUAAAUUACAAGUCUUUUAACUCCUCAAUGGCUGAGAAUGGGGAGGGAUGCUACAGUAACAGCAUCUUGUGUAGACUCAUGCGUUGUUUUAAAUGUGAAAUGCACUUUAUGUUGUUGGACAAAAAAAUGGCACAACAAAUUAAGUAUCUGCAAAAUGAAAACUAUAAAUGAUAAUCAACAUGCACUAACUGAGAUAUUGUAAGACGUGUGAACGUGGUGUGUAUUUUUUCAAGGUGUUAGAUGUACAUUUUUGUUGCUUUGGUUAGUUUACCGAAUUGAGAGAUGUUGUUCAUUUUGUAUUAAAAUAAUGUGCUGUGCAUUAAAAACACAAGCCUGU
Molecule: messenger RNA, 10497 nt
Organism: Oncorhynchus keta (chum salmon)
Lineage: Eukaryota; Metazoa; Chordata; Actinopteri; Salmoniformes; Salmonidae
Gene: gpr12
Product: G protein-coupled receptor 12
Exons: 3
Coding region: 4181-5200 (339 amino acids)
Biological process (GO): G protein-coupled receptor signaling pathway
Cellular component (GO): membrane
Molecular function (GO): G protein-coupled receptor activity
Source: RefSeq, a predicted model, not a curated record